AUGGUUUCGAAAUCUCAAAGUAAGGAGGCUCAAGUGUCAAAAGGUCAAGGUAAGGACAUUGCAAUUUCAAAGGCACAAAUGGGUGAAUCCAAAUCUAUUCCAAGCAAUCCCGCAAAGAAGAUGAGAUUUACUUCAUCUUCCGAGAAAGACCCAAGCUCUGCGACAUUUGAUGAAGUGACGAAAUCGACUUGUGGUAUCAACACAAUGAGUCGUAUUGUGAAGAGGAAAAUCCAGAAGAUUAAGCCUGUGAUUGAGUACAAUAAAAGUGGCAGAUCACAUGGCAAGGCUGCUAUUGAGAUGCAGAGUUACAUUGGUGUUUUGGCACGAACCAAAGUCCCUCUUGUGGACAAGAAAUGGACUCAAUUGCCCAAGGACCUGAAGGAGCAGAUUUAG
This is a messenger RNA of Prunus armeniaca (apricot), 393 nucleotides long. The record is from the annotation of a GenBank genome assembly. NCBI's taxonomy places the organism in Eukaryota, Viridiplantae, Streptophyta, Magnoliopsida, Rosales, Rosaceae.